Messenger RNA from Lolium perenne, 1028 nucleotides. RefSeq lists its product as uncharacterized. Lineage: Eukaryota; Viridiplantae; Streptophyta; Magnoliopsida; Poales; Poaceae. The record is from RefSeq and is a predicted model, not a curated record.
GAAAAUGACAAAAAACUACCACAAUUGUGCCAUAGAUGACGCGGAACUACCAAAUGGGACACGAUUGUCACAUGACUACCAUGUUUGGGGCAGGGUCGCGACGCGGAGCACUGAUUGAACGGAUCAAGCGUGUUAACCAUGUUUCUGGCAGCCCUGGCCCACCGUCAGAGCUGACGUGGCUACCAGUCGACGGACGGCCGUUAGGGCGCGCGUUAGGGCUGUUGUUUUAAGGCGUUGGCUGGGUCGUCUCCUUCCUCUCUCCUUUCUCUCUGUUCCGUCGCACUGGAAGCAGUCGCCGCCGACGUAGAUCUCCGCCGCCGCAGGGACAGACGGCCAUGGUUUCUUGGGGUGACGGCGAGGAUUCCUCUUCAGAGCAGAGCUCCCUCGGCGCUGAUAGUGUGAACACUACCUACGACUCUGAUUUCUGCGGUUUAGCUGAUGAUGGUGCAAGUACUGUGACUUGCAAGCAUGGUGCUGUAGCUGCUCGAUUUGUAGCAUUUGAUGGUUGCUGGACAGGGAGGAGGUUCUUAGGGUGUGCAGGGCAUGAUGGAGAACCAGCUUGUGAUUUUCUUCUGUGGGUAGAUGGUGAGUGGCCACCUGCACUUCGGAAAUCAUUGGCAAAGUUGUGGGAUUUGUAUGGACAAGAGAAGCAAGGCAGGGUUAAUGAUGCUCUGGACAACAUGGAGAAGAGGUUCAAGCUGAAGGAUGAGAUUGAGAAGAUGCACAUUGACCUGAGGAAUGCUCAAGAAGAGAUGAAGAAAAUUGUGGAGGAGAAGCAACUGAUACUUGCCUUGAAGGCCCAAGCUGAGCAAGGAUUGAUUGAUGCUAGGGCAGAGUUAGAGCAGAAGAAGGCACUGGAUGCAUCAAGCAGCAAUAUGCACAAAUGCAUGAGAAUUAAGGCAGAGAAGGAGAGAGAUCAGUUGAAAGAAGAGAAGAGAAAGCUUGAGUACAUAAUUGGGGAUUUAUUUAAGCUCAAGGAAACCACCAGGGCAAAGCUGAAGAAGAUCAAGGAGAUGUGUGAGGAGUAG